AUGAGAAGUCUGGUGUUUCUCCUCUUUGUGGCUUUGGCCAACGCAAGAAUCUACCAGCGUUGUGAAUGGGCCCGAGUGCUGAAGAAUAAUGGGAUGGACGGCUAUAAUGGCUACAGCCUGGCCAACUGGGUUUGUCUGACCCAGCAUGAGUCGAACUAUAACACCGCAGCCAUCAACAAAAACACUGAUGGAUCCACUGACUAUGGCAUCUUCCAGAUCAACAGUCGCUGGUGGUGUGAUAACGGCCGCACCCCAACGUCGAAUGCAUGCCACAUCCGGUGCAGCGAGCUUCUGACCAAUGAUGUCAGUGUGGCAAUCAAUUGUGCCAAACGCGUCGUUAGGGAUCCCAACGGCAUCGGAGCCUGGGUGGCCUGGCUCCGUUACUGCCAGAACCGCGACCUGAGCUCCUAUGUGGCAGGAUGUGGUCUUUAAUCAACACAUGGAAGCAGGACAGUGUCAUCAGCAUAA
Messenger RNA from Morone saxatilis (striped sea-bass), 468 nucleotides. Its product is annotated as lysozyme C-like. The record is from RefSeq and is a predicted model, not a curated record. Lineage: Eukaryota; Metazoa; Chordata; Actinopteri; Moronidae. Gene Ontology annotation, molecular function: lysozyme activity. The transcript has 4 exons.